GGUCUGACAUAGAAGUGGUACCGAUUUCUACUCUUAGGCAUCUAUCCCAGAGUGCUCCUCUGACCAUAAAAAAAUCAAAUUUACACCUAACCGGUGGGACUUGUGAUCCAUGCCAGAUAGAGCACAAGGGAUGGCUCGGAUCGUGGAUUGAGUCUAUGUAUUCCUGCCGAUGCGGUAUCACAUGCACGUUUUCUAGUGACCGAAUGGUCACUGAGAAGCCGCAUGUUCAUCUGUUUGUCUCGCAGCUGCCUGACGGGGAAAAUUAUCUAGAGCAACCUGUACGUGCUUACUUGUACCUUGAGGCGGACGUCUUUACAAACAGUUUUUUUUCAAAUGGAGAAGAGGAGGGAAGCAGAAUAGAUAGAGAAGAGGGGUUAAACAUACCAGACGGAGGCGAUGGGGUACAAUGGGAACGGGGACCAUCGGGGGUCACUACGUGGCCAGGAGACGUGCUCUUGAGUUACAAAGCCUCUGCAGACGUGCAAGUGACGUAUGCCGGGGAGUUUUAUCAGAUCAAUCGUCAGCGGCGUAUGGCGAUUGCAAAGCGCGACAACGUGCUCGUGUACGUGGCUGUCUCUCAUUGCGGCAUUCGGUGGCGUGACCGACUGCUGCAGGAAUUUAUGCAGCUCGUCCCUACCCACUCUUUCGGCAAAUGCGAAAACAACGUCGGCGGGCAGGGCAGAGAACUCAAAAUGUAUCCGCAUUGUCGACUCAAAGGCGGCAGCGGCGAAUGGUUUGAGCACGCCCAUUGCGUGAUGUCGCACUACAAGUUCGUGUUGGCGGCGGAGAACACAGUUGACGACUCGUACGUUACCGAAAAGCUGUUUUACGCGUUGGAGUCCAACACCGUCCCGAUAUACUUCGGCGCAAAGAACGCCAUCAACUUCGCUCCUCCACGCUCGUUCAUCGAUUCCGAAGCUUUCGAAUCUGUCGGGUUGCUGGCAGAGUAUGUCAUGAAGCUGGCUGCAGAUCCUAUCAAGUACUCUGAGUACCUUGCCUGGCGCAGAUGCGGUGUUCUCGGCAACUACGCGCGCGCACGCGCCGUCAGUCUUGACACGGCGCCUUGCCGUCUGUGUGAAUUUGUCAGCAGUAAGGGAUACGGCGAUGUCCCGAUGAACGCAAGCCAAGAGACAUAGCCGCAGGAUCUCCUGCAUUUUUGACGUGCAUAUAAAUGUUGAUGUCAACAGAUGAACGAAGAUUGGAUCGGAACUGCUGUCAUCGGUACAGGAUAUAAAAGUUGAUGUCAACAGAUGAACAAAGAUUGGAUCGGAACUGAACUGCUGUCAUCGGUACAGGAUGAUGUAAGAGUUGAUGUCAACAGAUGAACAAAGAUUGGAUCGGAACUGCUGUCAUCGGUACAGGAUGUAAGAGUUGAUGUCAACAGAUGAACGAAGAUUGGAUCGGAAGUGCUGUCAUCGGUAUAGGUUGAUGUCAACAGAUGAACGAAGAUGGGAUGGGAACUGCUGUCAUCGAUACCGGGUAUCCUGGGGACGUAUCGACGAAUGCAGCCGGGCGGAGAAGGGACCGCAUACGGGCUCUCGAUUUGGGAUCCUCAGAGACUUUACGCGAGAAUUCUCUCAAUCAAACAAAAGAACGCUCUUGCGCCUUCGGGCCGCCUUGACUUUGGGACCAGCGGGGGGGACCACUCGGCGAUGUCUGACAAGCCCUUCCCACCCUGUGUUUCCUCAACAAAGGUUGUUUUCGUCGAUAGUUAUUGAGCCGCGGCCAAGGAGGGGGUUUGCAGUUCUGCAGUUGAAGUUUUGAGCCUGUGAUCUUGUGCACCAUAACUGGGGUAAGGGUGUAUUCCUUAUUCCCUCGAUGGAGAGCGCUGUUGGUCUCACCACUGCUCUCUUUCUCUCGUCUGUGUGAAGUGUGCCGUCUGAGGCUCUUCUAUCUGGCUGCCCCUUUAGAGAGCUGCACUCACUGGCUUCAGGAUUCGGCCAGUCCAAAGCAACACCUGUGUGGCAAUUAACAACACUCGUGGUGACGCUCGGCACUCGCAGUUCUAGCCCUAGAAAAAAAAAAAGCAGCAGCAGAAGAAGAAAGUGCUUCUAGCUUAAAAAAGAAAAAAAGAAAAAGAAAAAAAAACUUGCUUCUGACCGGUUGUCAGUUGUUGCCAGACUGGGCGGCCAGUUCGAGCCGGUAUCCGUAAAGUUGGAGGCGGCGGCUGAUCGUAUCCGUAAAGUUGGAGGCGGCGGCUGAUCCGACGGCUGUGAUUGAUCAACUUUUUUUUUUCUUUUUUCUUUUUUUUAGGGGUAACCAUAACCCCUAAAACUAUUCCAUUCAUCUGAUUCCAUCAUGAUUCGAACUCGUGCUCUGCUUACUAACAGUUUACAUGUGUGAUGCGUAGCCCAAGGCCGCAUGCUCUGCAUGCGCUACUACGUAGCACACGGCCACAUGCUCUGCAUGCGCUACUAUGGUGGACAGAUUCGACUGAACCGUUAAAACCGCCAGUCUGUCCGAGCUUGUUUUUUGUAAGACGCGGAUUUCCCCUGCGCACCAAGCUUUGUCGAAACGCCAGCGUGGUCGUUUUCCUUUUCUUUUGGCCGGCGCCGGCGCCGCCAGCCGUGGACUGUCUGGUUGCCUGGAGCUUGCAGAUCUUUCGGGGAGAGCCUGUCGUUGUCCUCAAGCUGCCUGCGGUCAUGGAGUGGUGGUUUGAGGACGCCAAGAACUCGUGAGUGAAAUUUCGCCUUUGCUCAGCAGGACAUUUCAGCAACGUAUCUGAUCUCCAUUUGGACCACAAUUCGUCAAGCUAGUCCGUUCCACUGUGCAAGUACUCUGUCGCUCACUUAGGCCGUGCCUUUCUUUCUUGUCGAUGUUAACUUUUUCAGAGCAGUGUAUCUGAUCUCCAUUGCGACCAGUGCCUUGUUGACUUCAACUUUUUCAGAGCAGUGUAUCUGAUCUCCAUUGCGACCAUAUUCUGUCAAUUUUCAUAGCAGUGUAUCUGACCUCCAUUGCGACCAGUGCCUGCCUUUCUUGUUGACUUUUAACUUUUUCAGAGCAGUGUAUCUGACCUCCAUUGCGACCACAUUCCAUCAAGCUUGUCCAUUCCACAGUGCAAGUACAGGGGGACUCAGGCAGGUAGUGCCUGCUUUUCUUGUUGACCUUUUCUCUUUCACAGCAGUGUAUCUGACCACCAUUGCGACCACAUUCCGUCGAAGCUUUGUCCGUUCCACCCUGCGAGUACACACACUGUCACUCCCUUUGGCAGUGCCUGCCUUUGCCCCGUCAAUGACUGCUGCAUGUUUCGAUGUUCGCACCCUUUCGUUCCAGGCUGAGGGGAGGUUCUCUCUGUGUUUUGAACUGUUUUCAUAAUAAGCACAACAUCCCAUCACAGAUUUUCGCUCAGGGCAUCCUCACACUAGGACUCUCCUGGAUGUGUACGACUGUUUUGCCAACCUCGCCUGGAUGGACCUGGCCGUAAGUACAUCCACAGAGAAGUUGAAAACCUUGCCUGGAUGCACCUGACCACAAUUACGUCCACAGAGAAGUCUAAAAAGUCGUAGUGUCCGUAUGCCGUCAGACAUUUUGUAGCCAAUGUGUACAUCACCAACAAUACUACAAAAUUCAGACUGAGCUCUUUUUUCUUUUCUUUUUCAUUUUUCCCUUGCCUUCUUUUCGUUCUCUUUCUUUUCUUUCUUAGAAAGGCCACGGCUUUUGGAUAUUCUCAUCGCUCAUCGAACUGAACGGUCCUGAGUAACUCACAGAAGCGUUCAAUUUCAUUCAUCCAGACGAUCUGGAACCGAAGCCGGGGCUGUAUUUCAACAGCUCAUGGGUGUACCAACAGAGUUUUUAACUUUUAACUGUCCUAGGUCCGUUCGACCGUUGGUUCAAACUGUGAGUUUGACUGACUGAAGAAAACCCAUUUCAUAGUCGCUGGCCCCAUUCGGGACAAGACUUCGAAAGUCCACAAAGUGCCAACGGACCCAGGGUCCCAUUGGGGAGAAGACUUCCCUUAAAAGUUGGGAUGACAGAGAAGACUUCCCUUAUAAGUUGGGCCCUUAAAAGUUGGGAUGAUAGAGAGAAGGUUGGCAUGCUCCCCCCCGGCAAAUGGACCCGGCGAAACUCAUUUGAGUGUAUACUCACAAGUUACAAGCACUUUCCUAAAUAUAUCUGACUGAGAUUAUGGCCGGACAUGGACGAAUCUGACCACAAUCACAUCCAGAGCUGAAAAUAAAAAGUCUGACUGCGA
Chara braunii is the source of this 4192-nucleotide messenger RNA. Lineage: Eukaryota; Viridiplantae; Streptophyta; Charophyceae; Charales; Characeae. The record is from the annotation of a GenBank genome assembly.